Messenger RNA from Laetiporus sulphureus 93-53, 909 nucleotides. Its product is annotated as Glucosamine/galactosamine-6-phosphate isomerase. Lineage: Eukaryota; Fungi; Basidiomycota; Agaricomycetes; Polyporales; Laetiporaceae. The transcript has 8 exons. The coding region runs from base 1 to 858 and encodes 285 amino acids. Gene Ontology annotation, molecular function: glucosamine-6-phosphate deaminase activity; identical protein binding. The record is from RefSeq and is a predicted model, not a curated record. Gene Ontology annotation, biological process: N-acetylglucosamine catabolic process; D-glucosamine catabolic process; N-acetylneuraminate catabolic process. Gene Ontology annotation, cellular component: cytoplasm.
AUGCGUCUCAUCAUCCGCGACAACGCUGUCCAUGUCGGCGAGUACAUCGGGAACUACAUCUCCAAGCGUAUCAACGACUUUGCCCCCACUCCAGAGAAGCCGUUCGUCCUUGGGCUGCCCACGGGCUCCUCACCCAUCCCGACGUACAAGCAUCUCAUCAAACUCAUCAAGGACGGAAAGCUUUCCUUCCAAAAUGUGGUCACCUUCAACAUGGACGAGUACGUCAACCUCCCGCAGGACCACCCCGAGUCCUACCACACCUUCAUGUUCCGCGAGUUCUUCUCUCACAUCGACAUCCGCCCGGAGAACGUAAACAUUCUCAACGGCAACGCCAAGGACCUCAUCGCCGAAUGCAACGCGUACGAGGCCAAGAUCAAGGCCUACGGCGGCAUCGAGCUCUUUCUCGGCGGUAUCGGCGAGGACGGCCACAUCGCCUUCAACGAGCCCGGCUCUUCUCUCGCUUCGCGCACCCGCAUCAAAACCCUCGCGUACGACACCAUCCUCGCCAACGCCCGCUUCUUCAACAACGACAUCGCCGCCGUCCCCCGCAUGGCCCUCACCGUCGGCGUCGCUACCGUCCUUGACGCCCGCGAAGUCAUCGUCGUCGUCACCGGUCAGCGCAAGGCACUGGCGUUGAGCAAGGCUAUUGAGGAGGGCAUCAAUCAUUUGUGGACACUGUCUGCGCUUCAGAUGCACCCGUGGGCACUCAUCGUCGUCGACGAGGAUGCGACAGCCGAGCUGCACGUCAAGACAGUCAAGUACUUCAAGUCGAUCGAGCGUGUACAGGACGAGGUCGAGGAGAUGCAUGCCAAGAUCAGACAAGGCGGCCUUCAUGAGCCAUUGGGCAGCAUGGAAUGAGCUCAGCCCACUGUGCUCCGCCUUUACACAACCGGAAUAGAAAGAAGCGCA